AUGAAGGUCCUAGCUUCUCAGACCCUCCCAGAGGACUGGGCCCGGGCCCUGCACUGCCAUGUGUGCUGUGGGCACGAGAACUGCGAGUCUCUCGUGGAGUGCGCCUUGACGGACAAGUACUGUGUGAUCACUCGGGCCACCAACCCUGGUGGCAUCCUGGUCAUGAAGUCCUGCGCCCCAACCUGCCCCAACAGCACCGUGUCUUCAGAUGGCCGUGCCCUCUCUGUCUCCUGCUGUCAGGGGAGCCAGUGCAACCGCAGUGCUGCCUCAGGUCUGACCGGCAGCCUUGGGGCUAUAUGGGCCAGCACCUCUCUCAGCCUACUGUGGGCGCUGCUUCAAGCUGCCUGA
Messenger RNA from Mus pahari (shrew mouse), 348 nucleotides. Its product is annotated as secreted Ly-6/uPAR domain-containing protein 2-like. Gene Ontology annotation, molecular function: acetylcholine receptor inhibitor activity. Bases 1 to 348 code for a protein of 115 amino acids. The record is from RefSeq and is a predicted model, not a curated record. NCBI's taxonomy places the organism in Eukaryota, Metazoa, Chordata, Mammalia, Rodentia, Muridae. The transcript is spliced from 3 exons.